Molecule: messenger RNA, 274 nt
Organism: Neoarius graeffei (lesser salmon catfish)
Lineage: Eukaryota; Metazoa; Chordata; Actinopteri; Siluriformes; Ariidae
Product: histone-lysine N-methyltransferase PRDM7-like
Exons: 3
Coding region: 2-271 (89 amino acids)
Cellular component (GO): nucleus
Molecular function (GO): protein binding
Source: RefSeq, a predicted model, not a curated record
UAUGAACAGUAACUACUCUUGGGUGAUAUACAAAUAUAAUCAAAGUGAGGAAUACAUAGAUGCCAAGAAAGAGACACAUGCUAACUGGAUGAGGUAUGUGAAUUGCGCUCGUAAUAAUGAAGAGCAAAAUCUUGUGGCAUUCCAGUAUCAAGGGAGAAUUCUAUAUCGCUGCUGUCAAAACAUUAAACCAGGACAGGAGCUCUUGGUGUGGUCUGAAGAGGAGCAUGCUAAAGAUUUUGACAGUAUGUUUGACUGCCUCAUUAAGAAGUAGUGU